Molecule: messenger RNA, 3797 nt
Organism: Electrophorus electricus (electric eel)
Lineage: Eukaryota; Metazoa; Chordata; Actinopteri; Gymnotiformes; Gymnotidae
Gene: sgpl1
Product: sphingosine-1-phosphate lyase 1
Biological process (GO): carboxylic acid metabolic process; sphingolipid catabolic process
Cellular component (GO): endoplasmic reticulum
Molecular function (GO): sphinganine-1-phosphate aldolase activity; pyridoxal phosphate binding
Source: RefSeq, a predicted model, not a curated record
ACUUCCUGAAUAUAAGGUUGAUGCUGUGAUCGUGUCAUGUAAGGCGAUCGUUGGUCUUCAUAAACCUAAAACAAAAGAUCAUACCAGUUCAGCAAUAGAGACAUAGGCUAUAGACACAUUUUCUUCUGCUUUACCCUUGACAAACGAAAUGGACUACUGGAGUGCCUCGGAGGUCUAUAAGGAGAUGCUUCUGCUUUACGCCAAGGAAGCUAGAAACUAUAUCAACUCCCAGUGUGCUGGUAUGGAGCCAUGGCAAAUCAUUGCAGCAACACUGCUGACCUCCCUUGGGGCAGUGUGGGUUAAGGGAUUUUUCUUUCAGCAGGAGAGUCUGACAUCUCGAAUCAAGAAGCAGUUCUUUCGACUCAUCAGAAAAAUCCCGUUUGUUGGCACAUCAAUUCAGAACCAGCUCAACAAGGCACUGGAUGACAUGUCAGUGAGCCUAUGCACGCUGAAGGAGGGAAUGAGCUACACUAAACACCUGCCGGCACAAGGACUCACCCAGGAACAAGUCCUGGACAGCAUCAGGCAGUACCAAACUCUGAAUGAAGUGCAGUGGUCCAAAGGCAAGGUAUCUGGGGCUGUCUACUGGGGUGAUGAGAAGCUCACAGAACUCCUCGUUAAGGUAUAUGGUGAGUUUGCGUGGAGUAAUCCCCUCCACCCAGAGAUAUUCCCUGGAGUUAGGAAGAUGGAAGCGGAGGUGGUACGGAUGACUUGCUCUCUCUUCAACGGCGGGCUGGACUCCUGUGGCACAGUCACCUCUGGUGGAACUGAAAGCAUUUUGAUGGCAUGUAAAGCAUACAGAGAUCUGGCUUAUGAGCGAGGAAUCAGACAUCCGGAGAUAAUUGCACCAGUGAGCGUCCACGCGGCAUUUGACAAAGCAGCACACUAUUUUGGAAUGAAACUCAUACAUAUACCUUUGGAUAAGAAGACUAUGAAAGUUAAUGUGCAGGCCAUGAAAAGAGCCAUCUCUAAGAACACAGCCAUGUUGGUGUGCUCAGCUCCUCAGUUUCCUCAUGGAAUCAUUGACCCUAUUGUGGAAAUAGGGAAGUUGGCAGAAAAGUACAACAUUCCUUUCCACGUGGAUGCUUGCUUGGGCGGGUUCCUUAUAGUGUUCAUGGAAAAGGCAGGAUUCAAACUGGAGCCAUUUGACUUCCGGCUCAAAGGUGUAACCAGCAUCUCAGCAGACACACACAAGUAUGGCUAUGCCCCCAAAGGCUCUUCAGUGAUACUCUACAGGAAUAAGAAUUAUCGCCACUACCAGUACUUUGUGGCCCCAGAUUGGCAGGGGGGGAUUUAUGCAUCCCCCUCUAUGGCUGGUUCUCGGCCUGGAGGCAUCAUCGCUGCCUGCUGGGCCACCAUGAUACACAUGGGAGAGAGUGGCUAUGUGGAGGCCACAAGGAAGGUUGUUCAGACUGCUCGCUCCAUUGCAGCAGGCAUCCGUAAGGUGGAGGGAGUGUUUGUGUUUGGAAACCCAGAGGUGUCAGUCGUGGCCAUAGGCUCCCACAUCUUUGAUAUCUUCCGUUUAUCCAAUGCACUCACAUCAAAGGGCUGGAAUCUCAACACUCUGCAGUUUCCAUCUAGCAUCCAUAUUUGUGUAACUAUGCUGCACACAAUGCCAGGUGUGGCCGAACAAUUUAUCAGAGAUGUAAAGGACGAAGUAGCCGUUAUCAUGAAAAAUCCAAAGGAGAAGACCACUGGGAUGGGAGCAGUCUAUGGCAUGGCACAGACCAUUCCUGAUCGGUCAAUGGUGACAGAGGUGUCAUGUGGCUUCCUGGACUGCCUCUACAGCACUGAUAUCUUCAAGGUCCAGAAGAACCACACCAGCCAGAGGAACCACAUGAAUGGCAACUCCAAAAUACACUGAUUGUGGAUGGCUGUCAGGAUCUCUGCAGCCUGCAGUUGAACAAUGGGUCACUCAUUGCAUUUGUCCCAUUAUUUACGGUCCCACAUUUCAGUUACCCACUUACUCAUUUAAAGUUUAAGCACAAGUCCCAAUGCAGAUUGGGUUUUUCUGGUUGUUCUGAAGAUUAAUGGUUUACUGUAAGUGCCAUAGUAUCAGCGUCCGCAUAGAAGGGUCAGGAACAGUGUCACGGAGAAGUGUUAUGUUUUUUUAUUUGUGUGAUAUCAGUUUACUAACAGUUCUCAUUUUAUAUUUCAUCUUAUUCUGACCAUUCAGUUGGAGGUAACUGCUUAAGUGUAAUUCUCAGGUUAUCACUGAGUGGAGCAUUUCACUGAGAUUGAAACACAGUUGCUUGUCCUUGCCAUUUUAGACUUAAUUAUGAACUGCUCUUUUGCAUUGCCUGAUUUGUGCAGUUCAGCAGACUCCUUCAAAUUAUUUUAACUUCACUUUCAAGGUACCGUUGUCACAGCUGCACAACUCCUCCAUUUAGGAUUUGUUCUGGCUCUGUGUGUCUUCUUGCUGGUCAUUAUAAGAGUGUUUGUGUAACUUCAUAAAUGUUACCAGGUAGCAUAAAUCUGGACCAAGCAACGCCAUAUCUUAUGCUAUGUAUUUCCAACAUUACACUGUUGUCCUACGAAACUUGAAAAGUGCAAAAUCACUAUUAUUGUAGCCCAACUCAGGGGAACCUGUAUAGCAAUAGAUUUUUUUUUUUUUAAUUAAGUUUCUACCCAUGUAGAAAUGUAUGUCUCUGGUGAAAUUGUGAGGUGGUAAUUUUGCGAGCGAAUGGAUUGGGGUGUCAAAACUUUUAAUGGAUCAUAUCCACACACACACAAAAAAAAAAAACAUGUUUCAAAGAAUCACAGCCAGUAAAUUCCUCAUCAGAACAUACCUAAACAUAAAUGAUUUUGAGUUCUGAAUUGGUGGCUGAAACAAUUAUUGUCCCAUUCCUGCCUACCUCAGAUGUUGUUCCAGUUAUUCUACAUUUAAACUUUGAGCUUCAGUAGUUGUUUGAGUGAGUGUCGUCUUCCCAUAGGUUAGUGGUUUAAUUGUAAUUAUUUUAUCCAGUGGCUUUGCACAUGAUCGUAGAACCCUUUGGGAGGUGUUUGGAGAAAACCUCUUUUUUUUAGCAUUUCUGUAUUUUAAGUUCUUUAUUCCAGGGAGAUGUUUGUGCAAUACAUAAUUGCCUGUCUAUUGUUCCUGAAUUUUAACAAGGGAAAAUAGUUUGUGUGUUAAUGAGGACCUUCUGAGAUAAUGAGGGGAUGGCACGGUACCAUUGAAUCAUGACUGUAGGCUUCAUCAACUGUCCAGUUCCUUAUGCCUUCGUAAUGUUUGUGAACACUGUGUGGAUUAACUUUAUACAUCACUAAUACAGUGUCUAAUAUUUCAGUAAUGUGAUUAUAUUUUUUAAUUUUACACUUGCUUUUUUAUGUUGGUACAGGGCUUUCUGUGUGAGCAUGAAAAUAUAUGUUGUAAACUAAGGGCACAACAUGAUACCACUAAAGGAGCAUAUUAUUUAACAUUCGAUUUAGUUACACUUUUUGAGAAGUAAUUUCAUGUAAAAGCAAGAAUGGUUUUAAAUAUUUUCAUAUCCAAGAUUUUGUAUUUAAACCAAUUAUCUCUUUGCCUCCAGAGAAGCAUUAUAAUAUCUUAAUGAAAUGAGUUUGUUAAUGCUGUACAAAUACCCGAAAGGCAGGCACCUUGAUCCUCAUGGUUAUAGUCUCUAAAGCUCAUGACCCAAAGUGUUCACCUUCAUGCCUUUGGACAGGCUCUCGAGCUAGUGCAGUGAACAGAAGAGCCUCAGAAAUGAGGCCUUUACCAUGUCAUGUGAUCCACUUCUGAUACUGUGCUGUAUACCACUGUUCCUGUAAAAAUCAAUAAAACUUCUUCUUUUUUUUUC